Messenger RNA from Poeciliopsis prolifica (blackstripe livebearer), 2746 nucleotides. It is a transcript of the gene agtr1b, whose product is annotated as angiotensin II receptor, type 1b. Gene Ontology annotation, biological process: immune response; G protein-coupled receptor signaling pathway; regulation of vasoconstriction. The transcript is spliced from 2 exons. Bases 216 to 1307 code for a protein of 363 amino acids. Gene Ontology annotation, cellular component: membrane. The record is from RefSeq and is a predicted model, not a curated record. Gene Ontology annotation, molecular function: angiotensin type II receptor activity. Lineage: Eukaryota; Metazoa; Chordata; Actinopteri; Cyprinodontiformes; Poeciliidae.
UUAAAUCACAGACAGGCACUGGCACUCUGCAGUGGUCUCUCUUUGUCCCUCUGUCCAUCCAGCUCUGAAGGCGUUACACAGCCUCCUGAUUCCACAGCUGAAGGACGUGCCGAGGCCCUCGCCCAAGGCCUGUAUCAGUCGCCACAGACGCACCCCCCACUGACACGGUUCCCUGCUCUAAGAGAUCUGGCACUGCAAAAGAAAAGGGUGGGGAAAUGCCGAACCAAAUGAGAGACGAGCCAGCAGGGAUAAACUUGACAUGUGGCAUGUCUGGAAGCCACGAGUUCAUCUUCACCCUAGUGCCUAUCGUCUACGCCUUCAACUUUGUCAUUGGCAUCAUCGGAAACAGCAUGGUGGUAGCAGUCAUCUACUGCUACAUGAAGCUCAAAACUGUGGCCAAUAUUUUUGUCCUCAACCUCGCUGUGUCUGAUCUCACCUUUGUUAUCACUCUGCCCAUGUGGGCAACCUUUGCAGCCAUGGGUUACCACUGGCCUUUUGGAGGGUUCCUGUGCAAGACUGCCGCUGGACUGGUUAUGUUCAACCUCUACACAAGCAUCUUUUUCCUCACAGCCCUAAGCAUUGACCGUUACCUGGCCAUUGUGCACCCGGUGCGGUCCCGGCGGUUUCGCACCGUGGUGUACGCACACAUCACUUGUGUGAUGAUCUGGCUGUUUGCCUUUUUGCUUAGCGUUCCCAUAGCCUUGACCAGGGAUGUUCACUACAUUGAAAACUCUAAAACUAUAGUUUGUGGCACUCUGCACCCAAUCGACAAAGACGACAAAAGGCUAAACAAUUUCCUCCUGUGUAUCAGCCUCAUGAAAAGCCUGCUGGGUUUUCUGAUACCUUUUGUCAUCAUUAUCACUUGCUACUGUCUUAUUGGGCGGGCCCUGCUAAGGGGGAAGCAUAUCCAGAAAAGCUCCUGCUCCCGAGAUGACGAGGUGCUGCACAUGCUUGCGGCAGCUGUUCUGGCCUUCUUUCUGUGCUGGGCACCCCACCAAGUAUUUCACUUCAUGCAGAUGCUCACUCAGCUUAUCUUGGCUAACAACUGCACCAUCCUGGAAAUCAUUGACACUGCCAUGCCGUUCACCAUUUGCAUUGCCUAUUUCAACAGCUGCGUCAACCCCAUCGUAUACAGUUUUGUAGGGCGCAACUUUCGCAAGAACUUACUGAGACUGCUGCGAUGCUCUCCAGGCGGAGUUGCAAGGCCUCAUCCUAGCAUCAGCUCUAAGAUGAGUGCUCUUUCUUUCCGUGCCUCUGAAGCACUGAGCCUCACAGUCAAGAACAGCGUUUCCUGCGAGGUCAAAUGACAAUGACCAAAGACAGAAACUGUGAACGGAUGAGUUGUCCUCCUUCUUGGUCUGUGGUAAAGAGGCUGAAAACUGAGACGUCCAAAGCGUUAAAACCUCAGAUGUAAAAUAGGAGCAGUGGAACAUUUAAAAGAAAAAGACCAAAAAACAAUCACUACCUUAUUAUGUUGAAAAUUUGGCACUCCAUACUGUCCUACUCAUAUUUUGUAAAACAUAAACUUUAAUAUAUUUUAGCAGCGUGACACAAAGGAGUUCUUUUUUGUAAAGUGGAAGGAAAAUGAUACUUACAUUUUUGCGAUGAAUGAAAAUCUAAAAUAAAUGGCAUAAAUUUUGUAUUCAAGUUCCCUGACUAAGUUUUCAGUAGAACUAACUUUUGUUGAAAACACAAUGCUGCCACCACAGUGUUUAAGCAUGGGGCAUGAUGUGUCCAGUGUGUCCGUUUCCACAAGUAGCCUUUUCCACGUGACCUGCCUCCAACAGGGCAUGGGACACACUACUAAUUUGAUUUUAUUAGUAGUCAUUCCCUCAUCUUCAUGAUGCUGUUAAUUCAAUAAUGUUGUCUAACCAGCCUAGAAUUGUCAAUGUGAAAUGAUUCUCUGUUGGACUCCAUUUAAUCAUUAGAUGGCUUUUGAAAGGAGUUGUCUGAGCUGGAUUUUAUUUGGGGCUUCAGAGUAAAGACAGCUGAAAACACUUUUUAUGCCAUAUUUCUAGGUUUUUAUUCGUUUGAUUUUAUGUUCCAUUUCACAAGUAUGCCUUACUUUGGUUUGGUCUGUCACAUAAAAUCAUAAAAUGUAAAUAAGUUAUCUUGAAGUUUGUGCCUGUAAUGUAAUAAAAUGUCAAAAGAAAAUUUAAGGGAUUACUUUUUGGCAAAGGUACUAUAAUCAUCCACCAACAUUACAUUCCCAAGAAUAAAUCUCUAAUUAUAUUUUGGAAUUUGUACCACCUCUGAAUAACUCCUGAAACUACUGUAGCUACAUAAGAUAGCAUUGCUCUGCCAGAAAAGGUUUGUGACUAAUUAAAGCUCACUUAUCCCAUUAUUUAUAAAAGAUGUGCAUGUUCUGCAGGAUUUUGUCAGUGCUGUGUCCUGAUGAAACAGCGCAGUUAUGUAUUGCAGAAACUUUGAUGUGCAUUCUGUGUGCUCAGCAGGUUUUCCAAAUGCUUUCAUCAGUGAUCAAGUGUUCGGAUCCAACCCUGCAUGCUCUGCCUCAAAAUGAUAUUGUCAUGUAAAUUUAAAUAUGUAAUAUAUGAGGCUGAGAUAAAGUGAUAUUGCUUUGUGAUGGUGACAAUUUGUGUAAAAAUGUAUAUGUGUAUGCUAAAGUUCAAUGUUGGGUGAUAUUUUUCUUUGUGGUAAGUAUAUGUGAUUUUGUUUUUUUUACUCUGUAUGUGUAAAUUUUGUGACUAAAUAUGAGACCAGAAGUAAAAUUAAAACAUAUCGAUGA